UUUCAUGUAAUACAUUUUUAUUUUCGGGAUUGCCCUUGGUCAAAUAUUAUCGUCGAAGUUGCGUACAGUGAGUCAAUGGCUCAUGUUAAAGAAAAGGUGAAGGGAUAUUGGCUUAAACAUAAUCGUGCUUACGAUGAAAUAGUUGUCAAAAUUAAUCCUGUCUCUCAAG
Molecule: messenger RNA, 169 nt
Organism: Acaulospora morrowiae
Lineage: Eukaryota; Fungi; Glomeromycota; Glomeromycetes; Diversisporales; Acaulosporaceae
Source: the annotation of a GenBank genome assembly